Messenger RNA from Calliphora vicina (urban bluebottle blowfly), 1374 nucleotides. RefSeq names its product dehydrogenase/reductase SDR family protein 7-like. Gene Ontology annotation, cellular component: membrane. The record is from RefSeq and is a predicted model, not a curated record. The transcript has 3 exons. Gene Ontology annotation, molecular function: oxidoreductase activity. NCBI's taxonomy places the organism in Eukaryota, Metazoa, Arthropoda, Insecta, Diptera, Calliphoridae. The coding region runs from base 152 to 1132 and encodes 326 amino acids.
CCAAAUGUAAACAAUACCCCGAAAUAGAUGUCAUCGAUUGAUUUCUGUAACCAUACAGCUAAAAAUUUAUUAUCUUUGACUAAAUAUUUGUUUACAUUGGUUUGUCUUAACAUAAAACAAAGACCAAAGUUCAGUAGUGAAGUUGCAUAAAAUGACGUACGACACAGUGGGAAAAUGUACAGCACCGACUGGCACUAAUGAUUGGAAUAUUUUAUAUUGGAUUUUGGGUACUAUAUGUAUGCCUGUGGCCAUACCUUUGGUGUUUUUCAAUCUCUGGAGGAGGUCUUUGAUAGCAAAGGAACGUAAACGUUUACCCGGUAAAGUGGUAUUAAUAACUGGCGCCAGUUCAGGCUUGGGAGAAGCUUUGGCUCAUGCCUUCUACAAGGCAGGCUGUAAAGUCAUAUUAGCGGCACGUCGUGUGGAGGAAUUGGAGAGAGUUAAAAAGGAUUUAUUGUCAUUAGAAGUGGUGGGUCCUGCUUAUCCUCCAACGGUUUUACCCUUAGAUUUAGCCGAAUUAAAUGCUAUACCUGCCUUGGCUAUAAAAGCAGUUAAUAUUUAUAAUGGCAUUGAUAUACUCAUUAAUAAUGGUGGCAUAAGUGUUAGAGCAGAUGCCUUAACGACUGCCUUAGAUGUGGAUUUAAAAGUAAUGACGGUCAAUUACUUUGGCUCUGUGGCCUUAACAAAAGCUAUAUUGCCUUCUAUGGUUAAAAGACAUAAGGGUCAUAUUUGUUUUGUUAGUUCGGUACAAGGCAAAUUUGCCUUACCCUAUAGAUCGGCCUAUUCAGCCUCUAAACACGCUAUUCAAGCCUUUUCUGAUUCCCUAAGAGCCGAAGUGGCCGGUAAGGGUUUAAGGGUUACAUGCGUGAGUCCUGGUUACAUUAAGACACAACUGUCGGUAAAUGCCUUAACCUCUUCCGGCCAACAGCAUGGCAAAAUGGAUGCCACUACUGCCCAAGGCAUGUCAGCGGAUGCCUGUGCAAAACGAAUUUUGGAGGCUUUGUUGAACGAAGAAAACGAUGUCUUGAUAUGUGAUUUACAGGCUAGAGUUGGGUUUUGGUUACGUUUUGUAUGUCCUCCUCUGUACUACUGGCUGAUGGAAAAGAGAGCUCUUAAGUUACAAAAUGAAAACUAGUGGUAAUUGAUAUGAACAAGGUGUAACAACUAAUCUUAUAUGCAAACUUUAUUACAAUAGUCAUUUUGUUUUCUUUAAGAAAAUUUCAGUCCUUAGAAAUAAUUAAAAACAAAAAAAAAAAAAAUAGCGAAAAGGAAAGAAAAAAAAUCUAUGGAAAACUUUAAAACUAAAUUCAAAUUAAACAAAAAUUUCCUUUCAAUAAUUAAAUAUAAACUAAUAAAAUGAAAAAAAAUAACAAAAAA